Sporothrix brasiliensis 5110 is the source of this 1716-nucleotide messenger RNA. RefSeq lists its product as uncharacterized. Bases 1 to 1716 code for a protein of 571 amino acids. The transcript has a single exon. Gene Ontology annotation, biological process: transmembrane transport. Gene Ontology annotation, molecular function: transmembrane transporter activity. The record is from RefSeq and is a predicted model, not a curated record. Lineage: Eukaryota; Fungi; Ascomycota; Sordariomycetes; Ophiostomatales; Ophiostomataceae.
AUGACCUCGCUUGCGUCCCCGUCGUCUAACGACAUUGAGAAACACGCCGACACACCCCGAGGCAGUUCCGAGUCUGACCUGCGCCCGCAACAACACCACGACCACCGACAACGAGAAGGCCAUCCCGAAAUCCAAGGCGUCCGAUGGAUUCUGGUCUGUCUGGCACUCUACCUGUCGGUGUUCAUGUACGGCCUGGACACGACGAUUGCAGCAGACGUGCAGAGCGCCGUGGUGGAGACGUUUGGGUCCGUGCCGCAGCUGACAUGGCUCGGGGCCGGGUUUCCGCUGGGGUCGGUGGCGGUAAUUCUGCCGUACGGCCGACUGUUUACCACGUUCAACAUGAAGUGGCUGUACAUUGGCGGCAUCGUCCUGUUCCAGGCCGGGUCGGCGCUGUGCGGCGGCGCGCCGAGCAUGGGAGCCCUCAUUGUCGGCCGCGUGCUGGCGGGCGCGGGCGGGACGGGCAUGUACCUGGGCGGGCUGACGCACUUUACGGCGCUGACGUCGGCGCAAACGCGGGGCACGUACAUCACGGGCAUCACGUUUGUGUGGGGCAUCGGCAGCAUCCUGGGCCCUGUCGUGGGCGGCGCGCUGAGCACGAGCGGCGCGACCUGGCGAUGGGCCUUUUAUCUGAAUCUCAUCAUCGGCGCCGUCACGGCCCCCAUUUACGUCGUCUAUCUGCCCGCCAUCCACCCGGUCACCGGCAAAACGGUCCGUGAGCGGCUGGCGACGCUGGACUACGUGGGCUUCGUGCUGAGCGCGGCGGUGUGGGUGACGUUUGGCCUCGCGCUCGUGUCGGCCGGCGGGCUGUGGGCCUGGCGCGACGGCCGCACCAUUGCGACUCUGGUGGUGUGCGGCGCGCUGCUGGCGCUGUACGCAGCGCAGCAGUACUUUUGCUGGUGGACGACGCCCACGACGCGCUCGUUUCCCGCACAUUUGCUUUCCUUUGACGCGCGCCGCCGCCGCGUCAGCGUCACCACGCUCCUGUUGUACGUCGCCGCCUCAGCCUGCAUCGCCACGCUCUACGUGCCGGCGUACUACAUCCCCGUCUACUUCCAGUUUGUGAACAACGACACGGCCCUGCUGGCGGCCGUGCGCCUGCUGCCGUUCAUUCUCGUCACCGUCUUUGUCAACCUCGCCAGCGGCUACCUGCUGGCCAAGAUCCAGUACUACAAGCUCUUCUACCUCCUCUCUGGCCUGACGCUGACUGUGUCGGGCGCGCUCUUCUUUGUCUACCUGCAGCCCGCGACGCCCGUCCGCAUCAUUUACGGCUUGUCGGUCCUCGGCGGCUUUGGCACCGGCCUGUCGCUGCAGAUCGGCUACGCCGUCGCCACGCUCAUCGUCGACCCGGCCGACAUGGGCAACGCCAUCAGCCUGCAGAACGUCAGCCAGGUCGGCAGCACAAUGAUCUCGCUCGUGGUCGCGGGCCAGGUCUUCCAGGGGACGGCCGUGCGGAACCUGCAGGGCGUCUUGGCCGGCCUUGGCUACACGGCCGGCGACGUCCAGAGCGUCGUGGCCGGGGCCCAGAGCACGCUGUUUGCCACGCUGGACGACGCUGUGCGAGAGCAGGCCAUUGGCGCCAUCGUGUCGGCGAUCCAGUCGGCGUUUUCGCUGGUGAUUGUGUCGGGGGGGAUUCUGGUGGUCGUCGGUGCGCUGAUGCGGUGGGAGCCGUUGUUUGCCAAAACGGGCGACGAACAGACGAAUGAGAAUAGCGAAUGA